AUCAUCUGAGCGGCAGCAUUUUCAACUCGCGACUGACAAGCAGCGGACGAGCGUCGCCGAUCCGUUGUCGAGAAGAGAUCCGAUCAGAUCAGAUCCCAGAUCCCUUGCGAUCCUAACCGAUCCAAACCGAUCCAAACCGAACCGAACCGAUUCGAACCGUUCCGAACCGAUUACGCGUUCCGUGAGUGCCGCGAGUUUUUCGAAUUCGUUUUUUUUUUUUUUUGUUAUUUUCUACAAUUUUCAACGGAUCCUUACUGUGUGCAGUGUGCCGGCCUUUAUCGAAUCGAAUUAGUUGCAUUUUUUUGCGAGUGCCCAGUGCCGAGGAUAACCCACAACACCAUUAGCAGCUGGCAUGAUGCUGCUCCGCCUGACUUUGCUGGCCGCCUGCUGCUUCUGUGCCGCCCAAGCGGUGCUCAGCGGCAAGGAGCUCAAACGCCGCGAGGCGGGAUUCGACACCUACGGACCGCCUCCGCGCCCCGCCCCCCAAUACGGACCUCCGCCCCCACAGCACGUGCCUCAUCGGGAGUACGGCGUGCCGCAGCAGAUUCCCUUCCGGGAGUACGGUCCACCUGCCCUGAAAUACGGACCACCCAAGCUUAACUUCCUGGGAGGAGGAGGCGGCGGCGGCGGCGGCGGAGGUGGCUCCCUGCACGAGCAGAUCAAGACCCACUUUGGAGUGCCCAAGCCCUUCUACGGACCCCCUCACAUCCAGCACAAGCCCGCUCCCCAGUACGGUCCGCCCAAGCCCGCUCAGCAGUACGGACCACCACCUCAGCCCGCUCCUCAGUAUGGUCCGCCCAAGCCAGCUCCUCAGUACGGACCGCCACCGCCGCAAUACGGCCCACCACCACCGCAGAAGAUCCAGCACCGUCCGGCACCACAGUACGGACCCCCGAAGCCCCAGUACGGACCGCCGCCACCACCGCCGCAGCUGCUGCCCUCGCCACAUGCCGCGCCCCUCUUCAAGCCCGCCCACCAGCCGGCCACCUCGUACGGACCGCCUGCCUCCGGACCACUGAACCUGCCGCCCAAGCCCAUCUACGAUGCCCCGCCGCCAAACUACGGACCUCCGCCGUUGCCCGUUGCCCUGCCCGGCAACGGACCACCGACCACCACGAUAAUCCUGAGCGGAGCCGGACACUCCGGACACUCUGGCUUCACCGGACCCAGUGGCCCGGGGCCCCUGAAGCAGGUGCAGAUCCAGAUCGACGCCUCGGGACACACGCACAGCGUGAGUGGAUCCCAGGCACCCUUCCACACGGCCUGCGACGGCUGGAAGCCCAUUCCGGCUCCAGUGGGCGCCUACGUGGAGCAGAACCACAUCGAGACGCAGGGUGGGUACAGCCAGGUGGCCCAGGGACAUGGCGGAUCCUUUGGCACGCAGUACAGCCUGGGCGCAUCCACUGGAUCCGGAUCAGGAUCGGGCAGUAUCAUCGAUGGACUCUCCGACGAACAGCUGGUGGCGGUGGCCCUUCAGGGAGGAGGCGAUGGCGCCCAUUUGAUCACCGGACCCGGAGGCAACUCCAUCGAAGCCGAAGCUCUGCAGGCCGCAAUUGGUUCACUGGAUGACUCGUACUCCAAGCCACCGUCGGAUUCCUUUGCGCCCGGCUCCGUGCAUGCCCAGAAGUACCAGACCAUUGGACACUCCGAAUCUUCAUCGUCGUCAGGCGGCAACUAUGGCCCUCCACCCCCUCCCCCGAGUGGCAACUACGGACCACCACCACCUCCGCCAAGCGGAAACUACGGACCACCACCACCUCCCCCAUCCGGGAACUAUGUACCACCACCGCCUCCUCCAUCAGGCAACUAUGGACCACCACCACCUCCGCCCAGUGGAAGCUAUGGACCUCCCCCAAGUGGCAACUUUGGACCACCACCACCCCAAUUUGCCGCCCUCACCAGCAGCAGCAGCAGCAGCAGCCACGCCCACUCCCAGUCGAAUGUGAACAUCCAGUACGGACCGCCAUCCGGAAAUCCGCAGCCAUUCCCGCAGCACGGAGCUGGUCAGCCCAACAAGCCCGUGGCCUAUCGUCCGCCAGUGCCCGCUGGCCUCUUGGAAUCGAUUGGCGCCACUGUGCAGCAUCUGGAUCAGUUUGGAGUGAAGCCGCAGCAACAGCCUGCCACGUACAUUCCGCCGGCGGCCAAUGAGAUCGCUCUGGCCGGUUCCGCACCGCCAUCGCUGCCUGCCCCACAGGCCCUGUAUCAGCCACCACCUCCACCGCCUCCCGCUGCUGCUGCUCCCCAAGUGAUCCUGCAGCAGCAGCUGCCUGCUCCUCAGCCAGGACCCUCGUUCAUCCACCAGAAGCAGUUCGGACCACCGGGACCACCACCGCCGCCGGAGCCCCAGUACCUGCCGCCUCCAGUGGCCAAUAUCCGGCCCGUGGGACCACCCCCACCGCCACCACAGCAGCAGUACCUGCCCGCCGCUCCACCACCGCCAAUCUUCUUCCAGCAGCAGCAGCAGAACCAACACCACCACCAUUCGGAAAACAGCUACAGUGCCUCGCAGUUCCAUGCCCAGGGACUGCCACUGCCGCAGCAGGCGCCCCGCUUCAAUCUGCAGCAGCAGCAGCAGCAGCAGCCCAUCAUUGUCCAUGACUGCGGACAUGGCCCGAAUCUAGUGAGCAGCAAUGGCUACCAGGUGCAACAGCAGCAGCAACAGCAGCAACAGCAGCAGCAGCACUUUGGCAGCAUUUCGGCCGCAUCCGCGGGAGCUUACAAUGCCAUCUCGCAGAGCAUUCCGGUGGCGGAGCAGCACACCCAGCAACUGGUGACGGGUCCGGCGGACAGCUAUGGUCCACCACCCUCCGGAAACGAUUUGGACUACGAUCACGCCGGCUAUGCCUCGCAGAAGAAUGCGGUGGCAGCACUGCCCGAUGGCACGGAUCCCCAGCAGUUGCCCGGAUUGGAUGGCCUCGACGUCCUCUCGGCCACCAAGUCACAGAGCAUCCAGCUGAAUGGUCAGCAGCCGACGCAAAACUUCCAGGUGCAGUUUGGGGGAUCCCUGAACAACAACCCCAGUGCUUCGAAUGGCGAUGCCAACCACGAGGAGAUCUUGUCGCAGGGUCUGCUGCAGUCCAUCCUCACGGCCAUCGAGCAGCCCAGUCAGCAGAAUCUGCCCCAGAACCACAAGGCCCAGAGUCGCUCCGACGAGCAUGAUCAGGUCAGGGAUCACGAUCAUGAGGAUCUGGAUCAAGGCAAUGAUGAAGAUGAGCCCAGCUCCAGCUCCUCCAAUCGCGUGGAGGUGCGUGUGCUGCCCGAGAAUGGCGACAACGAGGAGGAGACUCCCGCCGAGGUCAAGGAGAUCGAACCCAUCGUGGUCAACGAGGAGGAGGCCAAGCAUUAGUCAGCCCCAAACAACACUAGUUACAUCGAACUCAUCAGCGCCGCUUGAACCUAUUUAUUGCUGCCUCAUCUUCAUCAACUGUAAGAGCUGAGCUCCAGCUGUCCCCCAGUUGCCAUAAAGUGAAAGUCCAGGGGACAGGUGGGGGGUACACCCCACACUACAAUACACCAAACACACACUACACACACACACAUCUUACACACACCCACAAUGAGAACAAAGAAGCUACCAUUGACAUGCGCUGCAAAGUGCCUUUUCAUGCUCGCAGCUCUCGUGUAUAAAAAUUAUUUAAAGUAAAUAAUUAAUUUAUUAUAGCAUUGUAUUGUAUUUUAUGC
Drosophila elegans is the source of this 3681-nucleotide messenger RNA. RefSeq names its product trithorax group protein osa. The record is from RefSeq and is a predicted model, not a curated record. The coding region runs from base 353 to 3346 and encodes 997 amino acids. The transcript is spliced from 3 exons. Lineage: Eukaryota; Metazoa; Arthropoda; Insecta; Diptera; Drosophilidae.